AUGAGUUCCAGAGCACUCCGGCGUCUUCAAAAACAGAAAGAAGAGACCGAGCUUGAUGUUCUGAGUCUGGAUACCGAAGAACAACCGAAAAAGGCUUUUAAUGCAUUUUCAGUACUAGGUGGAGACGACCUGGGUUCAGACACCGAAAACGAACAAAUUGAAAUUGAUGAACCGCCAGUAGAGAAGAAACCCGUAAAGACGAACAAGAAGAGCAAGAAGAAGAAGAAAAAGGGAAAAAAGAAGGAAGAAGUUAAGGAAGAAGUUACAGAGCCUGAAGAUUUUAACGGUGUCUCUGAUGACCAUCUUAGUGAUGCAUUUGAAGAUAUUAUAGAACCUGAGCAAUACGACGACGGUGACCCUGAUAAUGAGUUUGGAGACGACGAGACCUUGCGUGACGAUGAUGCCAACUUUCUAAAUUUGACUACAAAAAAAUUAAAAGCGUCGCUACCAUUGCUUUCUGUCAAGACCUCAAAAGCAUUAGAUCCUGAUCACGAGUUGAAAAAUUUGUUCGGAAAUUUGUCACAAGAGACAAUUGAUGACGCAAACAGUACCUCUUCUCUUGCAAUUUCUCCUGAAGUGUUGGCACAGUUCAAGAAGUUGGCAAGUCUUACUCGUGGAUGGGGAGGAAAGGACCGUCGAAGUGUACCAGGAACGACUAGAAAACUUUUGAUGACAAAGAUUAGAGAUGACUGGCUACCCACACACCGCAAAUCGAUGACGAUGAAGGAGUCAGAAGAAGAUGAAAUCAUCGAGUUUUCACUUUAUAAAGAUGACAUCGGCAUAGCACCACAAGACUUCAAGAAAAAAGUCGAUAGAGAGAGAAAAAUGGGUAUCAAGUACUUCAAGUUUGAAAAAGCUACUACAUCGCAAGACAAGGCUGCAGAUAGCCAGUUCAUUGCAUCUGUCAAGGUCAUGUCGGACCACGAUGCAUUGAUACAACAAUUGCAAAGACACCCAUAUCACGUCGAGACCUUGUUACAAGUAGCUAUGAUUCUCCUUAGACAAGGAGGUGACAAAGCUACGAGCAAUGCGCUUGUUGAAAGGUGUUUAUUUAUCUUUGACCGAGCCUUACAUCCCAAAUUGCAUCAACUACUUUUGGAUGGUAAAUCGGAAUUGAUAAGGCUUCCUUACGAGCGCUAUGCUAACCGUCAAUUUUACCUAUGUUUGUUCAGAUACAUCGUGGCGUUGGGAGAGAGAAACUUGUUUCUGACAGCAUUGAAUUAUUGCAAGCUUUUAUUGGGGUUUAGUCCUGGAGAAGAUCCGGUUGGUGUUAGGUACUACAUCGACUUCUACGCCAUUUUGAGUGAAGAAUACGAGUUUUUGAUUGACUUUGCAGACUCGUAUCUAGUUACGUGCUAUGACAAUUGGAACACUCCCGGUAUUGCAUUUUCAACAGCAUUAGCCCACUUGCGACUUGGGAACCUUGAGAAAGCCAGGAGCCAACUAAAGGCUGCCUUUAUGCGCCAUAGGUAUACGGCUUUCAGGCUAGCAGAGCAAGUGCAGGUGAGUGACGUUGGAGUCAAAGAAUCCGAAGUAGAAGCGAACGGACGAGAUAUUUUGGAAGCUGAGACAUACAUGAUACGAAGCAAAAUGAUGUGGAACGAUACAAAGAGCAUUGAUUUCUUGCGAAACGAAUUGACAGCAUUGUGGACUCAACAUAAACCUGAAUCUAGAGGCUUUUUCUCGUCAUGGAUGCGACCCUCAGCAUCUGAAGCUCGUCCCAUAUCUACAAAUCUUCUUAGAUUUUCAAUUCUCUCUGGAGAGGGUUCCUUAAUGUCUAAAAUUCCCUCAGAGGUAUGGGAAGGAGAGACGUUCGAAUACGAUUUGUUUCCUCCUCAAGCGCCCGAAAGCUCAAAAGUGGUAGAUUAUUUGGAGGACUACGUGCACAAUCUUUCAGAGCAAUUGUUGGCGCAAUUGAACAUAGAAGAUGCGCUUAGCGACAUAGACUAG
Meyerozyma guilliermondii ATCC 6260 is the source of this 1950-nucleotide messenger RNA. RefSeq lists its product as uncharacterized. Gene Ontology annotation, cellular component: RQC complex. The coding region runs from base 1 to 1950 and encodes 649 amino acids. The transcript has a single exon. Gene Ontology annotation, biological process: rescue of stalled cytosolic ribosome; ribosome-associated ubiquitin-dependent protein catabolic process. The record is from RefSeq and is a predicted model, not a curated record. NCBI's taxonomy places the organism in Eukaryota, Fungi, Ascomycota, Pichiomycetes, Serinales, Debaryomycetaceae.